AUGCCAUCCGCCUGGACCAAACUCCUCAACACCCUCCAAAUCAAAGCCGACUACUCCAUCAAACCAGCGGGACUGAAAUGGCGGUCCAACACCCUCUUCAUCGUCUCGACCGUCGCCAUCGGCCUCUUCACUGACCUCUUUCUCUACGGCCUGAUCGUCCCGGUCCUCCCAUAUAUGCUCCAGGACCGCGUCGGCCUCCCCAAAGACCAAGUGCAAAGCCAUGUUUCCGGCCUGUUGGCGGCUUAUGCGGCUGCCAGUGUAGUGUUCAGCCCGGCGGCGGGGAUUAUCGCGGAUAAAGUGAGCACGAGGCAGGCGCCGUUUUUGUUUGGGUUGGCCAGUUUGUUGGCCGCUACGGUGUUGUUGUUCCUGGGCAAGACGGUGCCUGUGCUUGUGGUUGCGAGGAUUUUGCAGGGGAUCAGUGCGGGUUUUGUGUGGACUAUUGGGCUUGCGUUGUGUUUGGAGACUGUUGGGCCGGAGAAUCUUGGGAAGACUAUUGGGACGAUAUUUAGCUUCAUUUCAGUUGGAAGUCUCGCCGCCCCCACGUUGGGUGGCGUGUUGUACGAAAAGACCGGCUACGAAGGCGUCUUUGGCAUUGGCGCAGCAAUUCUGAUUGUCGACUUCCUCAUGCGAAUCAUGGUCAUCGAGAAGAAGACCGCACUCAAGUACGAAGUGGAUGACCCGAGUACGGUUAGUGACCUGACUGCUGCCCAUGAACGCGAGGCUCGAGAGCGUGAAGAAUCCGAGCAAAACCAGGAUCACGAGGCUCAACAGCAAAACGGCUCAGUCCAUGGAUCUGAAGAAGAGCCACUGCUUGGUGGCAAGACUCCAGAGGAUUCUUACUAUAAGCUGCCUCAGCCAGAGAACAUGUCAGGUCUCUCGAAAGCUUUGCCCAUCCUCAGAUGCCUCGGCGACCCCAUGCUGUUGACAGCUUUGCUCGUCGCGCUCGUUCAAGCCGUUCUGCUUGGAUCUUUCGACGCCACAAUUCCGACAGUCGCUAGUGACCUCUUCGGAUUCGACUCACUGAAAUCUGGUCUGCUUUUCCUGCCUCUUGGAGUCUUCGACUUGAUACUUGGACCCGUCUUUGGCUGGUGCGUUGAUCGGUAUGGCACAAAACCAGUUGCCGUCAUUGCAUACGGCUUCCUCGUGCCCGUCCUUAUCUUGCUAAGGAUACCUCACGAAGGUGGCAAAGACCAGAUCAUCGUCUACGCUGUCCUUCUAGCACUCUGCGGAAUGGGUCUCGCGGGUAUAGGAGCUCCAUCAAUAGUCGAGGCUGGAGCAGUGGUGCAGAAAUACUACGAGGUUAAUCCAGACCUGUUUGGCGACAGUGGACCCUACGCGCAGCUCUACGGCCUGAGCAACAUGGUCUUCAGCUUUGGAUUGGCAGUGGGUCCCGAACUGGCUGGCGAGCUGAGACAGGCCAUUGGAUAUGGCAAUAUGAACAUUGUCUUGGCGGCAGUGUGUUUGUUGACGAGUGUCUUGAGCUUCGCCUUUAUUGGAGGCAAACCACGAAUCUUGAGGAGAUCGAAGAGGAAUACUUUCAUGCCUAGGAAGCGGGCUUGA
This is a messenger RNA of Zasmidium cellare ATCC 36951, 1560 nucleotides long. RefSeq lists its product as uncharacterized. Lineage: Eukaryota; Fungi; Ascomycota; Dothideomycetes; Mycosphaerellales; Mycosphaerellaceae. Gene Ontology annotation, biological process: transmembrane transport. The transcript is spliced from 2 exons. The record is from RefSeq and is a predicted model, not a curated record. Gene Ontology annotation, molecular function: transmembrane transporter activity. The coding region runs from base 1 to 1560 and encodes 519 amino acids.